This is a messenger RNA of Camponotus floridanus (Florida carpenter ant), 3062 nucleotides long. Its product is annotated as protein scabrous. The record is from RefSeq and is a predicted model, not a curated record. NCBI's taxonomy places the organism in Eukaryota, Metazoa, Arthropoda, Insecta, Hymenoptera, Formicidae. The transcript is spliced from 3 exons. Bases 824 to 2710 code for a protein of 628 amino acids.
UUAGGUGGCCUUAAUUGAACAGAAAAUUGACUAAUUUUAACUAUGAUAUCUGUAAUAGAAAUAAAACUUUAAAGAUUGCAAGAAACAAUUUAAAUUUUACGAAGAAAAAAGUUAUUCUAGUUUUGGCAAGAAACCUCAUCCCAUUCGCCAGAUGGGCUUAUUAUCCAGUACCCUGCACUCGCGCGAUGCAUUUAUCAUAUCACGAUCCUAUACAACAUAUCUAUUACGAUCUCAUGCCAGAGCAUGAGCGCAACGAAACAGGGUAGGGGUCUCAUAGCGAGCGUGUGGGGGUACGGCCGGCCGGCGCGCGAGACAAUAUAUACCUGGGCCUGGUGUUGCCGAACACCUGCUCCACACCGGGUCCUUGCGGACCUUUGUCCAAGAGCCGAUAUAAAACUCGUACACCGUUUCGGCCACGUCAGUGGACUUUCGACAGGCGACCAGGCGCGCUCGAUGAGUCUCUUUGAAAAUAGAUUGGAUUCUUUGGAAAUCACGAUAUAAAUCUGUUCUUAUUUUAAUUAGCAGUGAUAAGGUGCGGUGAAAAUUUUUCGCUAAAGAAAUUCAACAUCUCAGAUGAGAAUUUGAAAAUGUGCGAAGAUGGUUUAAAAAUCAUCAAGCUUGGAGAUAAAAAAGAUCAAAUAUAUAUCAAAUAUCAGAUUCCGAAGAUUUGUGAAUUAUAAAAUAUUCUCUCGAAGAUUUAUAAAUCAAAAAUAUCGAAGUCUGCUUCUUUGAGGGGAAAUAUAUGAAUUGCGAAAUAUAAAAAUUCAAAGAUUUUGGAAUCGAAGAAUUCUUAAGAGAAUUGAAGAAUUAAGGAAUUCAGGAGAUGGCGAACGUAUUGUGGCUGUUAUCAGUGAUUAUCGCUGCGAACACGCUGAUUGCUGGCACGCGCGCGGACGAGGAUCUCAACAGUACAAUCAAGCUGCUGCAAGAACAAGUUAGCGCAUUGCUAGAGCAUCGACAGGAAGAUUAUAACGCUUUGGAGGAAAGUCUGAAGCGAUCGAUAGAGAAAAACACGGAACUCAUCGUCCUUAGAAAUGAAGUAAAGCAACUCAGGAAGGAAGUAAACGCUCUUCGUGGCGGAAGCGGCAACGAGGCGAAGAACGAACGAUUGAGGGUGAGAUGGCUCGGCAGUGCCGUGACAGAGCUGCAGAGUGAGGUCACCGAGGUGCUCAGAGCGCGGAACGCCAGCGAAGAGUUGGCCGAGCGUUCGAGGAUGAGGAGCGAAUUAGCCCUGUUAAGGGGUGACGUCGCCGAAGUCGGCAGGAAUGUACGUGAUCUCGGUAGCAGGAUCACCAAGAUCGAGGCUGAUCUUGGUGUCAUCAGGCUUGACAUUGCUACGAGCAAGAAACACGCCAAUUUCUUGUCUAGCUCCUGUGCGGAUGUCAGUACUCAGUUGAACACGCUGCAAAUAGAGCUGAAGUCCCUGAAAGAGUCUACGCUUCCCGGUCACGAUCCACAAAAGUUGGAACAUCACGACAAAGCCGAUCUCUCCCGCAACGAAGUGAACAGUCUGCAUGAAAUUACAUCGACUCGAAAACGUAAUUAUUUCCGCACCCUGGCUCAUCGCGCUCGCUUCGAAGAACGUUUACGGAACGUCGAAAGGAAGAUUUCCGUGGUGGCACGGAAGCGAACGAUGAUCGAGAAGCGAGUUGUGUACGAGGAUCGCGAACAUCUUGAAGAACGAGUGAAGAAUCUCGAGUUGGCACAGGCGGAACUUUCGAAGAAGAUAUUCAAUGCCAGCCAGGAUCUGGUGUCGAUGAAUGAGCUGGAUGAAUCGGUCGUGCGAUUGUAUAACUCGGUACGAUUGCUCGAGGAAGCUGUGUACACCAAUCGCUCCGAGGUGAAACGAGAGCUGGCGAAAUUGGGAAUAAACGCGGCACGAAAAGCGGCCGAGCUGUCGCUGACCAGGGAACAGCUUGGUAAUCUUCGACGCGCGGUUCAGGCGCUGAGCGUGAGUGCGUCGCAAUUGCAAGAGAAAAGUGACGUCCAACGAAAGAGUCUGGACACUCUGAAUGAGACCCUCAGCCGAUUGGAUCUUUCUCGCAAUUUGGCCAAGGCGGCGAACGUUACGCAUGAAUUGGAACAGGUGGAGGAUCAAUAUCGUCUCAUGGUAGAUUCUCUCCCGGGCAACUGUGAAGAGCGCGAUGGUUUAACUCUCUUAGCGCCUGGUCCCGGGACACCUUUACUAGCCUCCUGCCGUGCCGGUUGGAUCGUUGUGGCUCGCAGGAUCGACGGUGCGGUAGACUUUGAUCGCACCUGGAACGAGUACUCGAUCGGUUUUGGUUCACCAGUCAGCGAAUUCUGGUUAGGCAAUGAAGCGUUGCAUCGGCUUACCCGUGACAAUUGUAGCACGUUACGAGUCGAUUUGAUCGACACCUAUGGCGUGCACUGGUAUGCCAAAUACGAGCAUUUCACAGUCGACUCCGAAGAGACCGGUUAUCGGCUCCAUGUAUCAGGUUAUUCAGGCAAUGCGACUGAUGCACUAUCUUAUCAGGAUGGCAUGGCAUUCAGCGCCAAGGACCGCGAUAUGGAUAUCAGUACCACCGACUGCGCGGCCAACUAUCGAGGUGGAUGGUGGUUCAGUCAUUGCCAACACGCCAAUCUCAAUGGUAGAUAUUCUUUGGGUCUAACGUGGUUCCAAUCGACCACUAAUGAGUGGAUGGCGGUCGCAUCUUCUGAAAUGUCGGUGCAACGAAAACAGAAUUGUUGAUCCUGAAACAUUAAAAGAGUGAAAUUAUUCUUAUCGAAUCAAUAGAAUUAAAGAUGAUAUGGAAAAACUUUAAGAAAAUUAAAGAUUAUUUUGUGCGAUUUGAGUUAUGCAUCUUUUGCAGUCAGUCGACAAGAGAACAUUAAUUGUAAUACCAAAGAAUUAAGUAUAACUGAAAGACUUGAAUAAGACUGUAAAUAUAAUGUACAGUUAUAUGCACAACAGAGUAAAUCCUGUAAACGUGUGAAAAACACAUGUUACUUAUUAUAUAAAUAUUAAUAAGAAGCCAAUAAAGCCAUUAAUUUUUGCCUCUAAGUAAAAUAUGUAUAUAAUCAAGUCAAUAAAAGUCAAUAAU